AUGACCGACCCAAUUUUGGAGGUCCCUGAAAUCAUCCAAUCUACCACUAUCAGAUCUAAUCCAUCCCCAAGCCAUGACAUCAACCCGGCCUCGGCCGCAUCGGAGAAACAACCCGUCGAGCCCGUCUCGUCCACCGAGGCAGGCAGCAUCUCCUCCGACCUCGUCGACCCCAGCCGAGUGAUUCGGCCCGUCCGCCGGCGCCAGACUCUUCCUCCACUCCCAGACCUGCGCUUUGAACAGAGCUACCUGGCCAGUUUGAAAGAUGCCGACACGUGGGGACGAGUCGCGUGGAUUACCAUUCGCGACCAGGUCAUGCUCCCGCUCAUCCAGGGCACAGUUUGGACCCUCGCGCUCUCGGGGUGGCGGUUCUGGAACCGCAAUGCCUCGCUUAGCGGCCAAACCCUCGGCAGCAGAAUCCGCCGAUGGUGGUACGAAGUGAACGAUUGGCGACUCCCUCCGCUGGGCUGGACGAAGAGCCCGCAGCUGGCCUCGCAGGUCGAGGAUUUCUUGCAGUUCUAUGAGGCCCAGUUUUCCAACGCGGGUGCGGACUGA
Molecule: messenger RNA, 552 nt
Organism: Penicillium alfredii
Lineage: Eukaryota; Fungi; Ascomycota; Eurotiomycetes; Eurotiales; Aspergillaceae
Product: DUF1770 domain-containing protein
Exons: 3
Coding region: 1-552 (183 amino acids)
Biological process (GO): mitophagy
Molecular function (GO): mitochondrion autophagosome adaptor activity
Source: RefSeq, a predicted model, not a curated record